Molecule: messenger RNA, 909 nt
Organism: Brassica oleracea var. oleracea
Lineage: Eukaryota; Viridiplantae; Streptophyta; Magnoliopsida; Brassicales; Brassicaceae
Product: protein SYS1 homolog
Exons: 4
Coding region: 192-650 (152 amino acids)
Biological process (GO): protein localization to Golgi apparatus; Golgi to plasma membrane protein transport; Golgi to endosome transport
Cellular component (GO): Golgi membrane; trans-Golgi network
Source: RefSeq, a predicted model, not a curated record
UUAUUCUUUGUUAGUGACAGAGGUUCUCUCUGCAAAAUAGUUUCGUAUUAGAGGAAGUGCCUGUGUCCUCCCGAUCCGGGUGUUGGUGCAUCUCUCCGACUCAGCGGAUCCGGUUUGAUCUUCCCUUGAAGCCGAGUGGUACAUACAUACCUUUUCUUGAUCGUAGUUAUAGGGGGAUUCAUUAGCCAGCCAUGUUCUAUGGCACAGCUGUAUGGGACCCAUGGCUUAUUGUUGCGCAGAUUAUCUGCCUUCAGUGUUCCUUCUAUCUCUCUCUUGGAGUCUUCAUGAUCCUCUUCCUAGGCCUUCGUGUUCCUCGUCUUAGUCUUGUCUACUUUUUCGAUUACGCUACUCUCACUACUUCUACCCUCACCGGUUGGUGCGUCAUUGCUUCUUUCUUUUUCGCUUCACUCGCUGGGGCUGUGUACAUGAUAUUUUUGGUGGAACGAGCACGGAAAUGCCUUGAUUUCUCUGCAACUCUCUAUAUCAUACAUCUCUUCUUCUGCAUCCUGUAUGGAGGAUGGCCUUCGUCUAUGGCUUGGUGGGUUGUUAAUGGCACGGGGCUUGCUGUCAUGGCACUGCUAGCUGAGUACCUCUGCAUUAAACGCGAACAGCGAGAAAUUCCUAUGGAUCGUUUCCAUUCAAGGGUUUGAUGGUUGGUGUCUGAACAGUUGAUGAAGAUCACUCAUGAGGGUGACACUCGUAGAGCCUACUUCCAACAACAACAAAAAAAACUCUUAACAGUUGCCAUUUAUGUACUGAGAUGGAUUAUAAUUGGUAAACAAGUUCACCUAGAAAACCGUGUUGGACCACUAUUGAUACUGAUCCUAUCAAUCAGUGCACCAACUCUGCCUGUAAUCUUAGUUAGUGACUUGGAAAUUUGAGCUAUUUGGAAUACGUUUUGGUUGGAUU